AUGACAUUCAUGCUACACAUUCCACAGGCUAUUGGAAGAAAUGGUGGUGAGGACACUCUUGCUCAUUGGCCUGUUGCGUCUGGUAUACAAACAAUUGACGAAACUUCCCUUGAGGUUUUGAAGCAUCUGGAUAAAAUCUGGCCCACCCUCUCUUCUUCAGGUAAUCCAGUUCUCAGUGUGUAUUCGGGUAUAUAUGCGCAUGGUGUUAAUGAUCUAUCUCUUUAUGUACAUGUGAAUUGUGUGUGCUUGGUUGUGCACUUAAAUGUUGUCUCAGAUUUUCAAAUUCUUGGAGUCUUGGGCCUUCAGGAAUCACUAUCUGUUGCUUCAGCGAGAAGCCUUCUUUCAGAUCUUAAAAAAGUUGGUGGUUAUCAGCGUUUAAAUCCAAAUGAAUUUCGGGCUGCAGUUGAAAUUUUACAUUUCAUUUGUGACGAAAAGAACAUCUCAGGCAUCUCCAACUGGGAUCAUGAAGCAAUUGUUCCUGAUGAUGGCUGCAGGCUGGUCCAUGCACAAUCAUGUGUAUAUAUUGAUUCUCGUGGUUCGCAUUAUGUCAAGAAUAUUGAUACUUCCCGGUUAAGAUUUGUGCACCAAGAUCUUCCACAGAGAGUUUGCCAGGCCCUUGGUAUCAGAAAGCUAUCUGAUGUCGUGAAAGAGUGCUUAUACACUCGUUUCUUGUUGCUUCCAAAGUUAGUGGACAUUACCCUUGUUUCUGAAAAGUCCAAUUUUCCUGAGUGGGGGGGAAUAUCACAACAUAGGGCCCUCUACUUCAUAGAUGAGUCGAAAACUUGCGUCUUAAUUGCUGAGCCCCCAAAAUAUAUAGCCGUUACAGAUGUAAUUGCUGCUGUAAUAAGUCACAUUUUGGACUCACCACUACCAUUAUCUAUUGGGUCUUUCUUUCUUUCUCCUGAGAACUCUGAGACUGCACUCGUUGACAUCCUGAAACUUUCUUCUCGAACGAGAGACCAUGAGUUUGGAGGUGGAGCUUACUAUUUUCUUGGCAAAGAUAUUUUGCCCCAAGAUGCUAGUCGUGUUCAGUUCCAUCCUUUAAGGCCAUUCUACAAAGGAGAGAUAGUAGCUUGGAGAUCUUCAAGUGGAGAAAGGUUGAAGUACGGAAGGGUUCCAGAAAAUGUUAAGCCAUCUGCAGGACAAGCACUUUAUCGAUUUAUGUUGGAAAUCUCACCAGGAAUUACUGAGCUCAUUCUUUCUUCUAACAUUUUCUCCUUCAAGAAUAUUUCUUAUAACAGUGAAGAUUCAUCAGCUGCCAGACAGGAGGGAGAUGAGAUGAAACAGAAAAACACAAGGGCAGAAACAUCUGGAGGAGUUGGGUCAGGGCCCUGUCAGGUAUUUUUCAUCUCAGCCAUAGAGAAGCUGCAUAUUAACUAA
Molecule: messenger RNA, 1380 nt
Organism: Striga asiatica
Lineage: Eukaryota; Viridiplantae; Streptophyta; Magnoliopsida; Lamiales; Orobanchaceae
Source: the annotation of a GenBank genome assembly